This is a messenger RNA of Megachile rotundata (alfalfa leafcutting bee), 6602 nucleotides long. RefSeq names its product intraflagellar transport protein Oseg2 (gene Oseg2). Lineage: Eukaryota; Metazoa; Arthropoda; Insecta; Hymenoptera; Megachilidae. Gene Ontology annotation, molecular function: protein binding. The record is from RefSeq and is a predicted model, not a curated record. Gene Ontology annotation, biological process: intraciliary transport. Gene Ontology annotation, cellular component: ciliary basal body; axoneme; intraciliary transport particle B.
CUGUUCAUAAGCUGAAGUGUUGCUAAGCAACUCAAGUAUACACAAACCAUGUAUCUCAUGAAAUAACACAUGAUUUAGCAUGGUGUAAUAUGGAAUCAUAUAGAAACACAUGACUGAGUAAAUAUUCUUUAUAAUCAAGUGACAUUGACUGUCAUCAAGAAUCAUCAUGUUACUUAAGUAUUUGGGCAAUGUUGUGCCACCAAGUGAAUAUGAGAACCGUGUAGUAGGCAUUGUUUGGUCACCAAACAAUUUGAAACUAGCUGUUGCAUCAUCUGAUCGGUCCAUAUAUCUUUUUGAUGAAAAUUGUGUAAAGCGGGACAAAUUUUCAACAAAACCUGUUGACUCCAAGUUUGGUAAGAAGAGUUAUAUGAUCAAAGGUAUAGCCUUUUCUCCGGACUCAACAAAGAUAGCAGUUGGUCAAACUGACUGCAUAAUUUAUGUGUAUAAGAUUGGAGAACAAUGGGGAGAGAAGAAGGUAAUAUGCAACAAGUUUCGACAAAGUUCAGCAGUUACUUGCUUGAUUUGGUUAACCGAAGGACCAAUCAUUGUUGGUUUAGUAGAUGGAAAAGUCCGUGCAGCAUUAGUGAAAUCUCAAAAAGCUCAGACUCUCUAUACAGCUGAUUCAACAACUAUUGCAUUAGCUUCAAAUAUAAGAGGAACUGGAUUUCUCUCAAGUCAUGUUGAUGGUACUAUUAUAAAAUAUCAUUUAACUGAUGAUGGAAGUCAUGAACCAUCUGGACGUAUCUGCACACACACUGUGCCUGCUUAUGCAUUAGCUUGGCCCCAAUCUCACAUUCUAGCAGCAGGAUGCGAUAAGAGAGUAACCUUUUAUGAUUCUCGAGGAAAACUAGUGAAGAAUUUCGAUUACAGUCGCGAAAAUGAGAAGGAAAUAGCAGUGGCCUGUUGCAGUCCAAGUGGACAAAGUGUAGCUAUUGGAUCUUGGAAUAAAAUAAGAAUAUUAGACUGGAGUCCACGUCGUUCAAUUUGGGAGGAGGCCAAUACAAAAGCUUUACCUAAUUUUUACACUGUCACUGCUAUAUCAUGGCGUCGUGAUGGUUCCAGGUUGCUCUUAGGUAGCCUCUGUGGUGCUGUAGAGCAGUUUGAAACGGUACUGAAGAGAACAGUAAUAAGAGGCAGCCAUGAGGUAGCUUAUGUUGGUCCCAGUCAAGUAGUAAUUCGACCACUACAUGAAGGCAACCGCCCUGUCAUUAUCAGAUCACAAACAGGCAAUGAAAUAGAGGAUGUUAAAGUUCUAGGACGAGCUGAUAACAAUGUAGUAGCUCGUACAGCUAAUACACUAUUGCUUGCUGACAUUGAAUUGAAUCUGAUCAGUGAAAUUCCAUGGGAUGAUAAAAGCAAUAGUGAGAAAUUCUUUUUUGAGUAUCCCAGAGUGUGUUUGAUCUUUUGCUCUGGAGAGUUGACCAUCGUGGAAUAUGGAAAUAAUGAGCCACUGGGCUCUGUAAGAACAGAGGCAGUUAAUCCUCACGUAGUUAGUGUGAGAAUCAAUGAAAGACAAGUACCUAAUGCUCCAGACAACAAGAGACUCGCUUAUUUAUUGGAUCCUAGAACUGUACGUAUUGCUGAUUUAAUAACUGGGAUAACAAUUGCCAUGAUUUCUCAUGAUGUUCGUGUUGACUGGUUGGAAUUGAGCGAAACUGGCCACAGAUUGUUAUCAAGAGACAAAAGAGCUAGAUUGUGGUUAAGCGAUGAACUGGGUGGACGAAUUUUAUUGUUAACUGGUGUCAGUUUUGUCUCCUGGGUAUUAGGGAGCGAUGUAGUGGUAGCUCAAACAGGCCAAACCUUAGCAGUUUGGUACAAUGUGGAUGCUCCAGAGGUAGCUACUCUAAUACCUGUCCGUGGGGACGCAGUCGACAUUGUCCGAGAAGAUGGGCGUACUUCUGUUAUGGUAGAAGAGCUUGGAGGCAAAGUAGCCUAUUUACUUGAUGAGCCAUUAAUUGAAUUUGGCACAGCGCUGCACGAUAAUGAUUUUGGUAGAGCUCUGCUAUUCCUGGAGGAACUGGCAGACAGGCCUCAAGCAGAGGCAAUGUGGGAGAACGUGGCUAGGAAUGCAAUGGCCACCAGGCAACUGUUGGUUGCUGCUAGGUGUUAUGCAGCACUGGGAGAUGUAGCAUGUUCUAGGUUCUUAAAGAAUAUUGUAAAUAUUGGAGAAAAGUACAGUACAGAAACUGGAAAUGAUCCACUCUCCAGUCCUGACUGUUGGGCGAAGCUAGCAAUUCUAAAUGGAGAGUUGAAGACUGCAGAGGCCAUAUACCUAGAACAGAACGAGUUGGAUAAGGCUCUAGACAUGUACCAGAGGUAUUGGCAUUGGGAAGAUGCAUUGACAUUGGCACAAAACAGAGGGUAUCCAGGUCUCCAGGAACUUAGAGAUAGACAUUUAACUUGGCUACUAGAAAGCGGCCAAGCAGCCAGAGCCGCAGCUAUUCUAGAAAAUACCAAUCCACGACGAGCAGUUAAACUGUAUCUAGAUGCUCGUCGACCUGGACGAGCAGCUAGACUGGUCCUGACUGAUGAUGAACUAUUAAAAGACAGGACGAUUGUUAACGAAAUUGUGCGGGUGCUGAAGAUGACAGACUUGAUGGAGUUAGCUGGAGAGUUGUUAGAAAAGACUUCAGAACCACAGGAGGCUAUCAAAUGUUAUUCUCAAGCUGGUGUAUUUGCAAGAGCAGUUGAAUUAGCUAGGGAAGUAGAUCCAACUUGUGUGGUUGAUCUUGAACGAGACUGGGGUAAACAUUUGGCAUCAGCUGGCCACUAUGACGCGGCCAUUAAUCACUUUAUUGAAGCAGGGGAAACUACUUUAGCCCUGGAUGCUGCUAUCAAUGCUCGUCAGUGGAGGAAGGGCUUACAAAUUGUGCAAGUUAUUGAGGAUGAUAGUCCCAUUCUGCGCAAGCAGUGUGAAAAACUAGGCGAGUAUUUCGCCUCGAUAGGUGAUAAGAAUAUUGCAGAGAAGCUCUUUAUUCGUGCUGGGGAUGCUCGACACGCAGUGGAAGUCCACAUACACGAUGGCAACUGGAGUCGAGCCUACGAAGUAGCUCAAGAAUACAUGACUCCUGAUGAGGCAAAUGAAGUACUGGCUAAGCACGCUGCCAAUCUCUGUGAAGCAGGAGACCUGAAACAUGCUGAAGAAUUAUACGUUGCCAUUGGUGAAUACGAUGCAGCCAUAUCAAUGUACAAGAAGGCUGGUCGCCGUGCAGACAUGAUUCGACUGGUGGGAAAAUUCAGACCAAACCUAUUGGAGGCAACUCAUGCACACUUAGCCAGAGAAUUGGAUGCUGCGGGGAAACCUCGAGAAGCUGAGGAGCACUAUCUUGCAGCUGGUGAUUGGAAGAGUGCUAUUACUGCUUACAGAUCAGCCAACAUGUGGGAAGAUGCUCUUCGUGUUGCCAAAAACAAUGCUGGGGAUAAUGCUGCUCAGCAGGUCGCUUUAAUGUGGGCACGCACCCUAGCUCCAGAAUUAUCAGCAAGGUUAUUAAUACGUCUGAAUUAUCUAGACAGUUGUCUUCAGUUGGCUUGCGAAGCAGGUCUUUUCGACUGGGCUUUAGAAAUCUCCAAGUAUGGCAAUGCUGAUCAGAAGAAAGAGGUUCACUACAGGUAUGCAAUGGCAUUGGAGGAUGCAGGUCGCUUCUCUGAAGCCGAAAAGGAGUUCAUCAAAGCGGAAAGAACAAUGGAAGCAGUUCAGAUGUACAUACAUAAUCGUGAUUGGGAAGCAGCUGAGGAUGUGGCGCAGUCGAUCAAUCAGGACGCGGUUGCCCAAGUUCUCAUCGCUAGGGCAAACGAGGCUGCGGAAGCUCAAGAUUAUUCGUUAGCAGAAACUCUAUUGUUGAGAGCAUAUAAACCAGAAAUGAUCAUUGAACAUUACAAAAAAGCAGGCAUGUGGUCUGAAGCGUUACGCGUUUGUAGAGAAUAUUUACCGAGUCAAGAAGCUAAUCUUCGACGGGAAUUGGGUCAAAAGAGUGCUUCGCUUGCUGGCGCGAAUGCUUUUGAAGAAGCUCAAAAGUGGUUGGAGGUUGGAGAAGUGCGAGCUGCUUUGGAUAUCUUAAUCCUAGAUCCCCAAGCACCUAGAUCAUCCCUUAUACGAGCAGCUGAUAUUCUGCUUCAUCAAGCUGAUACAGAAACUGCAGCUCAAGUUGGCGGAGAUCUUGGUGCACGACUGUUUGCUGUUGGCGAACAUGCUCUUGCUGCACAGGUGUUUUUACAAGCUGAUAGAUUGAAAGAUGCCAUUGACGCACUGGCGUCGGUUGGAGAGUGGGAAAGAGCUAAACGUAUAGUGAGGGAACUGGCACCGGAUAUAGAGCCCUAUCUUGAAGAGAAGUAUAAGGAAGCUAUGCUGAGAGAUGGACAGAUAGAGAGAUUAGUGGAGAUUGACGCAGCGGCUGGUCUUGAAAUACUGGCCAAUAAGGGACAGUGGAAUCAAGUGUUUGAAACUGCCAGUUCUCAGGGUUCUCAGAUUUUACACAAAUACGUUGCACAACGAGCUGUUCAGCUUUUGAAGAUGAACGCUCCGCUCGAGGCUUUGCAGCUGUACGUUAAAUAUGGAAUACCUCCUAUUCCACAGAACUUCAAUCUGUAUUUACAAUUAUCAGAGAGCGUGUUGAAUUCAGAGGCAUAUUAUGAGUAUAAAUAUCUUGCUCUCUUGCGAACCGUUCUUCUGGAACUUUGCAAUAGUUUGAAGUCUUCUGAAGUCUCAUCAACAUUCAAAUUUGAGAGGUUACUUGAGGCAACACAUUAUUCAGCAGUCAAACGCGGAUGCAGUGAUUACUCUGUACUGUCUGGACUAGUAUUGAAAGCCUCUAUAUCUCUACUGAGGUACACGGACAUUCUCCUCGCUGAUAGAACUUAUUAUGAAGCCGGUAUUGAGGCACGAACAGCCGGAUUAAACAGCGAAGCCUUCGUUUUCCUGAAUCACUUCCUGGAUUUAGAGGAGUGCAUAGAAGAAGGAGACAGUACUGUAAUGGAUGUCGAUGAUCUAGCUGUCACAGACUUCCCAGUGGAAGUUCCAUUACCAGAGUCUUUGAGUAUGAGCCCAGAACAACGGGAAGAAGCUCGUGAAUGGGUACUGGCAGUAUCCAUGGAUCAGAAAGUGGAACAAGUUCUACCUACGGAUCACAGAGGAGUCUAUGUUGGAUCACUAACUUCUCCGUCAGCUGGUACUACAGCUUUACAAGAAUGUAUUUUAACAGGAUACCCUGUACGAGGUCCCAUCAUUCGAUUUACAGAGAGUAAACGAGUAGCUGACCGAGAUGAUUGGACCAAAAUGAUUAAUACAGCACGUCAGGCUCCUCAAGAUUCAGUUCUCAAUGAUAUCUUAGCUUUUAUUCAAGAAUGGUGCGGAAUAGUUCCUAAUUACUCUUUCUAACCCCACUAGGUUCACAAUUUUUUGUAAUCAUAGAUACUAGUUAAAAACUAAACUAAAAAGUCUAUAUGUACAUAUAUUAUAAAUACACAGUUGUUUCAGUGUAUAAAACUCAUUCCAGUGAUUUGUAUUUUGAACUCGUUACUAUACUAUUUGAUUGUGAUACAAAUUGCACAAUGACUUAAGCUUUCCUUUGAUAAGGAGAACAGAAACAAACAGGAAAUCCUUGUUUCUCUAAAAUUUAUUUAAAUAAGGCUGCAUCAUGUAAAUAAUUAAUCUAACUUAAGCAUAAAUAAUUCUAUGCAAUGCGAAUAUACAUGUAUUAUUAUGUCCAUGGGAUUCUCAUGUCUUAAUCGUAAACUGGUUCUAUGUAUAACAAUCAAAACCCUAACGAGUUAGAAACUAUCACUCGUUGUCUGAACACCUAUCCACGAUGGAUAUUUAUAUGACUACUUGGUGAUGACUAUACGCGUGUCGCAUUUGUACACAGACUAUAUAUCUCAAAAACAAUAGUACAAGCUGGAAACAAGAAACUUUGUAGUACUAAAUGUUCAAUUUCUUAAAACUCUUUCUGUUUUUUCAGUUAGUAUAUCUCUUAAUAUUCAAUAUCCUACGUUUUAUAUUUAUUUAAGUUAGGCUGACGAAAAACAAUGUGUAAAAAUGUAAGAUAAAAUCUUUGUGAUUAGAUAUAUUUAAAAACUGAUAGGAAACAUUCCAUGUAUCUAUCAAAGUGCUGCAUCUAUUCUCUAGUAAGACAUAUUUAUUUUGAAUUGUAAUUAUACUUGUAAAAAAUAAAGGUUGAUCCUUUAACAAAAUAUUGUUUCUUAAGUAUCUGUCAUUUCUUGCUUAUACCAUCAUUUCCUAAGUAUUUUAACAUACAGAAAGUGUCUGAAAAAAUGUACUGCAAAUAAGAUAUCUAACCUCAAGAUAAGGUAAUCCUUGAGGGCUCUGCUACCAGUUCUCAAAUUAUUUAGGAAUUACAAAAUAGCUAAUCAAUUCUAUAAAAAUAUUGCAAAUUAUCUUAUUCUUUGCUUGGUUGAUUUAUGGAUGGUACAGUAUACUUCAAGAGACACUUUGUAUAUGCAUUUAUGCUCAAAUACGUAUGCAAAACAUUUGAUAAAUAGCACAUUUCUUGUGAACGAGGAAACACCUUCCCUUUUUACAUGCAUUCAAUACAUGGUACAUUCUGAAUGUAUCUAAAAUAAAAUCCUUUGCACUCCUAAUCAAUAAA